Aquila chrysaetos chrysaetos is the source of this 2973-nucleotide messenger RNA. It is a transcript of the gene COPS9, whose product is annotated as COP9 signalosome subunit 9. NCBI's taxonomy places the organism in Eukaryota, Metazoa, Chordata, Aves, Accipitriformes, Accipitridae. The transcript has 3 exons. Gene Ontology annotation, biological process: negative regulation of protein neddylation. The record is from RefSeq and is a predicted model, not a curated record. Bases 138 to 311 code for a protein of 57 amino acids.
GCCCCGCCCAGGGCAACCAGAGAGAGGCGAUACCGCCAAGUGCGCAGAGCGGCGCCCCGCUGGCCGGCCUCGUAACGGAAGUAGGCUCUGCGCGUCCGGAAGCGGUGGCGCGGCGGGGGCCGAGCGGGGUUGGCGCCAUGAAGCCGGCGGUGGACGAGAUGUUUCCUGAGGGAGCCGGUCCUUACGUGGAUCUUGAUGAGGCAGGGGGAAGCACGGGGCUGUUGAUGGACCUGGCCGCCAACGAGAAAGCGGUGCACGCCGACUUCUUUAACGAUUUUGAAGAUCUCUUUGAUGAUGAUGACAUCCAGUGAACUUAGUUGUCCAGCUAUGCAAUGCUGAGAUGUGGAUUUUUCUCUAGGAUCGCCUGUGGUGCCCAUUAUUUAUUAAAAUAAUCAAGACAGGAAAAUCACAGCGGGGUGGUAAAAACCUGUAUAAGCUGCCUGGGGAAUAUGAAAACCAGAUGGUUAAAGAUAACUAAGGAGGGAAUUGUGGACUGUUAUUUCUAGGAAGCUGCGUGUGGAUUUUUCUUUAAAUUUUACUUGCUGAUGUGUUCAUUCAAUAAAAUACUAAAAAAAAACCCCUCUCUCUCUGGGAUAUACUUUGAAAGGAGAUAUUGCUGUGUUCUGAGCUCCCUUAGAGGAUUUUUUUUUAUUAAAUCAUUUACUGUUACUUUUGGAUAUUAUAUAAAGAUACAUGGCAGGGCAUAUUGCUGCCUAGAAAAGAUUUGUUCAUCCCACAGUAUAGGAUUAUCUAGGGCUAAGAUAGUUGCUUGUUCUGAAUAGUCUGACUCAUUUGCCAGUUGCACUGAGAAGAGUGUGCGUUGUCUUCUGUUUCAAGAUAGAUACUCAACUACCAUCAGUACUUAACUUUUAGGAAGUACAGGAAUAAAAAGUAGUAAUUUUAUCUUGAUAUUUUAAGCAGAGGAAUGUUCUGGCCCUGGGCCAUGGGAAUGCUUGGAUUUAAAAAUAUAAUUUAAUUCUUGAAAUUAUACUCUACAGAAAGAAAAUAAUUUUAGGAUUCUUUUCUCCUACAGCAGGGAAUGUAAUUAUUCAUACUCACAGGUAUAGUGUAUAUGAAUCAGUCUGUUAGAUAUUAGUUCAGAUUUUGACGCAAGUUUUCAGAACAUCUUAGAAAUGUUUGAUUUUGCACCCUUCAGUGACCAAAGUGAAUCUCAGAAUGGAAGGAACAGGUGAGUUUUUAGUAUAUUAUUUCAGAAUCAAGAGUUUAAUCCUGUCUAAUCUUAAGUGCAGUCUGUAUUCCAUAAAUUGAUCACAAAAAUAAUACUGUGACUGAUCUUUCUUUAAAGACUUCACUCUACUUAAAUUUCACCUGGAGUGAAACACUUGCCUCUCAUACUUUUUCACGUUUUUUCUUCGGUUUGCCUUAAAAAAGGGAGUCUUAAAUGUAACACUAAGUAUGCUGGCCCCGAUCUUAAAAAUGUAAGGACAAUAAAAACAGUAGGACGUAGGUUUCGUCUUAUAGUAUUUCUGUGGAUUUCUCAACAUCCUCUGUUUCAUCAUUCAAUGUACGUUAGAUCAGCAUUCUGACAUUUACUCUGCUUAGUGUCUGACAUUACAAUGUGUCCCUAAAGGAACGGUCUUGCUGAGGCAGUCUCCUUUUCCUUUUUAGUGUUCGCUUUGCUUAAAGAGGCAGGGAUUUCAAGCUUUCCUCAUUUAAAACCAAUGUAAACAUUUUGACUGAGUGGUAGCAACUGCAUUUGGACUGUUUCUAGCUUUGGUGCUGUUCUUUCUCCAAACUAGAUUUUGAGAAAUGAGCUGCUGCCAGGAAAUGGAGGCUGCAUUCUGGGCAGGUGCAAAAGAUGAAAUAGAUUUUAGAAGCAACUCUCCUCCUCUGCUCUUUUAGCUACUUUAUUCUGCUGAUGCCCAGAUUCCUCAAGAUGGUCACCUUGGUUUUGGAAUACUUCCUUAUCGGUGUUUUGUACAGGCUUUUCCUUUGUUUUUCAUUUGCCUGCCUUAAGUUUUAAGGAAGUUGAGCUUUAAGUUUGAUCACAGCAGCAGGAGUAUAUUCUGUGAUACAAAUCCAUCUUGAACAGUUGCUUGUUGGUAUGAAUGGUGUUCUCUUUUUAGAGAUGCCUAAAACCUCAGUGAAGUGUUGGUUUGAAGGUGCUGAUGGUGAGUAGUUCUAGUUUUGUAACGUCAUCUCGCUUGAUCAAAACAUGAAACCUAUCUUCAUGAAACUGCGUAGAGGGCAAAUAAUGCUGAUGGGUCCAGCACAGCCUAAAAAAAAGUUUUUUAUCCUGGUAGGAUAUAGCUACCCAUUCAAGGUAGGUAUAGCUAACACCUUUUAGUAAAGCUUUCCAGAAUCUCAGUGUUUCAUGUUAAAAAGCAGCAUAAAUAGUACUGCUGGCACCUGGGAAGUGUGGUAUGGCUGUCUGUAGGGAAGGAACUUACUCUAUGCGGUGUGUAAAAGCGUUUGAGUUAGUAAAAGUCCUUAUGAAGAAAGCUGCUGAAUUUCAUGAACUGCCUUGGUGUGCACCUGAUGCCACUCUGGCUGUAGCUACUGUGAGUACUAGGUGGUUCUUUGGUAUUACUUCCCAGCUGCCAACUUGCUAAGCUUGCACUUAAAUCUGAUGCCUGGUGUGGGUUUGUUCUCUUGGGAUGAAGUGAAGUGAAAGGAGCAUUCUUCAGAGUUGGAAUGGGAUGAUACCAAAGGUACGUAUGUCUGGAGUAUGAAGUUCUCUCCUUCACAAGUGUGUAUAUACCUUCGUCUUUCUGAAGAGAGCUGUCAAUAUGUAAGAACUUUCACCAGGAAUUGUAGUUUGUUUGGGUCCCUUUUGGGACAGCAUUAAUAUGGAAAGGCUUAUAUGAAGAACAAAAUGCCCUUCAGCUUCACGUUGUUUCUGUGUUACUAUUUGUCAAGACUUUCAGCCUAAUUAGUCUGCGGGCAAUCAGCCUGUUGACAGGAAAUAAUCACAAGAUCUCAAAAUCUCUAAUAAAAUUGAUUUAAAGGUCA